This is a messenger RNA of Mesorhabditis spiculigera, 1959 nucleotides long. NCBI's taxonomy places the organism in Eukaryota, Metazoa, Nematoda, Chromadorea, Rhabditida, Rhabditidae. The record is from the annotation of a GenBank genome assembly.
AUGGGAAUGUUUUGGAAUGGAAACAGCAUCACGGUAGUUGGGUGCGAAGGGUGCACGCUGCUUAUCGAUUAUUCGAAGCCUAAUUGCACCGAUACGGGUGGUGAUGGAAAAAAUCCAGCAAUUCGAUGCUACGACGAAAUUCCAAUUUUGAUUGAUAGAGAGGCGCCUGACCAGCGUGGAUGCACGAUGGUUUGGCCGUCAUGUACGACUUUCAUGUACAUUCAAUCGCAAUGCUAUUGGGAGGUCCGGACCGGUGAAGUGGAGAUUGUCUUCAGAAACAUCGACAGUCCACCGGAGGCAUUCGCCGUAUCGAUCAGGGUACUUGAAUGGGUCGACGUAAACCAUAAAUACUUUUUGAUGGCCUAUUCCGAGCCGUCGGAACGACUAUGCGGUGCAGCCACUUGGCUGAUGCCAGGAAGCAUUUUGACCUUUGUUCCGCCAAUGGUCAUUGGCAAUUAUAUAAACACCGUCACCAUCAGCUCGUUCCAAUUUCAUGAAUUCACAAACGACACCACCUUUGUCGAGGCGUAUUAUGGUGGCGACCCGGGCUACAGCGAGACGAACUUUGCCGGAAGGAUCGAUGCAAGUGUCAAGAUAUCAACGUUUUUGACCUUCUCAGCGGUCACCACCUUGGUUAACCGCAACGCCCGAGGCACUAUUGCCCUCAGAUCGGACGCAACUAGCUGGAGACUAGAUAAGGUUUAUUUGACCCUUGCUCGGUACACACCGACGCAUUUAUCCAGCUACAAGUAUCCCUGGAUUUUUGAGGAAGAUCAGGAUUUAUUCCCCGUUGCGACGAUUGGAGUCGGAUAUACACCAGCGCCGAGUCGGGCACAAAAUUUCCGAUUUCGGAUCUCCACCGAGACCGCACUUGCCAUGACUGGCGAUGCGAUCGUUUCCAUUACGACGGCAGAAUCCAGUUAUAUGUUCAAUCUGGCAGAUAUCAUCGAUCCUAUGCAACGAUUUGUGGCGCGUUUCGAGGAGCUGACGCAGGAGCACCGCGCUACGCUGACUAUCUGUAGCCUUGACUAUUCCAGCCAACCAUCACAAGGGGCGGUCAACUUUGUUAAUUGCACGUCUCGGGCAGACUUGACGACGAGGUUUCUAAAUUGUUGCACGAAGCACGUGCACGUGACAAACGGAACUUCCAUAAGUCUCGAUUUUUAUAACUUUACCUAUUUCACCAAUGGUGCGGUGGUCACGUUUGCCGUGCAGCUGUUCGACGACGUUGAGGAUCUCACCAUCCAUCUGCCGUACAAUGUUUAUGAAGAUGAUGAGCUCGCGUUUAGAGUUCCGGAGACGAACAAGACGAUCUUUGUGGGAAUCAACCUCCCAGGUUUUGUAAUAAGCCCGAAAACUGACGGGCCUUUGCAUCAGGAUAUACAUUCUACGAUUUUGAAGUCGAUCUUAUGGCCGCACAGCGUCAUCGAUUGCGAGUACAAUUUGUAUCCUGGAUUCAUCACGACCCGAAACGUAUCAAAACCUUUUGCUACGUUCAGGAAUUCUGACAUCUUCUACCCACAAUGGCUUUUCUCGGGCGCUUUUACAUUGGAAAUCCCCGCAGGCUGCACGCCCACAGUUUCGUUAGGAAGAGAAGAUAUGGUUACAACCGAGCAGCUCGACUCCACAGAAUGCAGCGGUAUGCGCUUCGUCGUCACCCCUGCAUACAGCUCGGCUCCACUCCGCAACCACCUGGGAACCUUGCAGAAGGUGACCUGGAUUUGUGAUCCGGUCGACGUUGAACUCGAAUUGGUUGAUUUGGUGAAUGCAAAUAUGGAUAUAUUCUUUACGCAUGCUGACGGAACGAUCGAACACAUGAUGCUGGAUGCCAAAUGUCGUCUGGUCGUCUUUUCAGUUUCGACGCAUCACACAUUUACCAUCAUCAAUCCAUACGACUGCCCUGCGCAGCAAAGCCCUAACCCAAGUGCCAGGCCGAGCUGCCGCCAAAAUGCUACGAGA